This is a messenger RNA of Octopus bimaculoides (California two-spot octopus), 3243 nucleotides long. Its product is annotated as protein FAM167B. The record is from RefSeq and is a predicted model, not a curated record. Lineage: Eukaryota; Metazoa; Mollusca; Cephalopoda; Octopoda; Octopodidae.
GAUAGAUAGAUAGAUAGAUAGAUAGAUAGAUAGAUAGAUAGAUAGAAAGGCAGACAGACAGACAGACAGACAGACAGACAGAUAAAUAGAUAGAUACAUACAUACAUACAUACAUACAUACAUACACACAUACAUACAUACAUACAUACAUACAUACAUACAUAUAUACAUACAUAUAUACAUGCAUAUAUACAUACAUAAUCAUAUAUCUGUUGGUGAAAAUAUAUAUCAAUACAGAGACAGACACGUACACGAAAAAUGCACACCCACAGCCAUAUGUGCAUUUAUGCAAACAGCUGAUUGCACACAUUUAUUUGUAUAUAAACAAUGACAUUUGUGCACCAACGCUACCUUCAUAGUCUGUCUUUCACACACACCGACAACCAUACAUUUAGAGCUAUAGGAACAUAUCACACACACACACACACACACACACACACACACACACACACCACACAUAUAUAUAACCAUUACUUUCUGUUCUACUAGUCAAAUGGAUAAAUAGGCGAGACGUUUGUGAAUGGUAUUUGGAUCAUAGUUUUACCAGUGCUGAAAUCACUUGAACCAUUAUAAUUUAUCACCAAAUAUAACAAAGUAUUUGCCUAAGAAGCUAUGGUUAUCUAUUAAACACACUCUUCGAACUCCUGCAAUCAACAACAACUUUCUCACACCAAAUCACUUCUUCCGUCGACGACAUUUGUCUUUAUCCAUCCCUCAGGAAACUUACAAAGCUGGUCGUCUCAUUCGCACGUCUCAUUCACAUGGUGCAGAAACUGAAUCUUUGGUAAUCCUCUACAAAUUUUAUCGACACACAGACACUUUACGUCCUUGAUUCCUGUCUCACUUCCAAACCCUUCUUUACCACAAUAUAACUGUUCAUUCGUCUAUCAAGUCCUCCGACUACUUCCUUAUUGCGCCUACCUCUUACAUACCCCCACAUACUACUCAAAUCCCUCACUUUCAGAACACUAUAGCUCUUCAAGACAGAGCGGUAUGUAAACUAACCCUAGUAGCACAUAUCCUUCAUCGAUGACCCAUCCGUAACAAGAAAGAGAGAAAGUGAAACCAUUCACGCUGAAAAAUUAAACAUAUCAAUAAUGAAUAACACUGUACUUGGGAGUUUAAGUCCCCAAAAGGACGUUGUUCUCUUGAAUCCUUUCCAAAAGAAAGAAAGAAAUAAAAUCUCUCUGUCAUCUGACCUUGUGAAUAGUAAUACAGGAAAGUAUGCUACCUUACCGACUCGUUACAUUCAGCGACCUCAAUCCUGCUUUGUGACAUCUUCUAAAGAUACCACUUUUAAAUCUCUGGAUGUCAUACUGGAAUGCAGCCCACAGAAAGUUAAGAUGAAGCAGACAAUUAAUACAGACGACCUGUCAUCCGAUAUGGCGCAGCUAAAGGCAGCGGCUGCCAGACUUAAGCUUACAACUAAAAGACCGAGUUAUGUAGCUUGGCAAGCUAAGGUUCAAGAAAGCUCGACAAUUCUAAAACAGGCGGUUGAUAAUGCUAAUUGUCUUACAAAGGAGAGAAAAGCUUGGAUUAGCAAUACCUUGCGGUGGAUCGCACAAGAACUGGCUGACAUGCGCUCUCAAGACCAACAUUUAGCCCGCCAAUUGCUUUGCAUCCGACAAGACAUUCAACAACUUAAACUAGAUAAAAGUUGUGAGGUUCACCAAGAUAUGUUAGCUGAUGUUGAAUUGGAAAUGGAGGAGCUAGAAGAACUGGCUGAGAUCUGCGACCAGCUGCCCCCAGAUCCUGGACUCCACGACAAUCCCUUACGCCAUAUUGGAGUCACUAGGAUGAACAUAAGUAGAAGGCGCUUUUCAACAUGUUGAUGAUGCGGAAGAAUUUCUUGUGUGUGCUAUACUAGUGAGACUUUUUUUUAUCAUAAUCAAUAAUACCUUGCCAAUAGUAUGAGACACAAGCAUUUUCAACUCAACCGUUAUUCAUAUACAUACUCUCAUCUUCUUUCUUUCUUUGUUUCUCUUCGUCUUCCUUAUUAAUUCUGGUUCUUCAUAUUUUCAUUUCUUUGUAAGUGUGAGGGACUAAGAUCACAAAACCUAUGCAAGGAAAAAUCAUAAACAAAAGUGACUUUGCGUGUUUCUGCAUAUAUAUGCGCAUAUGUGCCUCUCUGUGUAUGUGCUUAAGCUCGUAGUAAGCAAAACAUACGGUUAUCUAUCAAGAAUCAUUUUAAUCUAAUGAAAUAAAUAAUUUUUUGAUAUUUCUACUUUUAUUUCGGCAUAUUUAGAGAAAUUUAUUAUUUAUUUCACUGCAAUGCUUUUGUUUGGAGGAAUUUCAAUACCUAUUAAGAGCUAUUCUCUUUUUUAUGACAUGGAUAAUGAUAUUAUGUCAACGGACUGCAAUUAUUGUCUGUUUGGAUAUUACAAUCCCUUAAAAUUUUGGAAAAUUCUGGAGGGUUAUCGUUUUGCGAAGAAAGAAAUGAGUGAAGUGGUUGACGGGGUAUAUGGGGUUAACGGGGUAUAAGCAGAAGAUGAUGUGAAGAGGAAAAAGUGAGAAAACACUGUGUUAGUGAGUUAGAAAGUAGAGUGUAUUUCUGACUAGAAAUUCAAUCAUGGAUAUAUUUUCUUAAGGAUUUAGAAAUGCAAAUAUCAAUCUGUGGAUUUUAUACAUAAAUAUGCAUAAAGACGUGAAAGCGUAUAUGAAAUAUAUUUUCCACAGAAACGUUUACUAGUUACUUCGAAGUUUCCUUGGUCGCUGACUUCCACAGAUAUAAGAUGGCGCCAGUAAAGCAUAUUGGCGUAAAUACUUAGUGAAAUAUCUCUUUAUAAAAAUGGAUGUUAAAAUACUCUUUUGUGUCUUAUUGUAUUUAUAAUUCGUUAACUAGGAAUUUUGAGGCACUUUCCCACAUUGAUGUGUGUGUGUAUGUGUGUAUGUGUGUUAGUGUGCGUGCGUGCUCGCGUUAUGCGUUUGUUGGCGUGUGUGUGAGCAUGUGUGUGAGUAUGUGUGUGUGUGCAUAUAUGUACGUUUUCGGAAACCAUGAGUCCGGACUAGAGCAUCGGUGGUUAUUUCAAUUAUAAGUUUGUAUUUCCAACGCAACGGUAAUGAAACAAAUAAAAGAUAAUGUAUAUAUACAUGCAUACACCCACAUAGACACACGCGCACGUACACUCACACACACACACACAUAUAUAUAAGGACGGAGAGAGAAAGAACAUGUGUGAUGUGUUGGAGAGGUUAAAAAUAAUGUUGAUAUGCAAUAAAUAUCUCUACUUAAAGAAAAAAUCA